AUGCGUGCAGGAUUCAUUGUGGUGGCGCUUAUGGCCCUGACGGCCACCGGUGUUCAGGAGGUGUCUGGGCAGAACAUCAUCCUGGACGCCAUCAUGCGUCGGAUUCUCGAGAACCUUCGUGAGAUGAUGCGCACGGGCAAUCCGGAGACGGGAAUGCCCAUCCUGGCCCCGUACCACAACCCGGAUCUGUUCAUCAACGCCAGCUUCGGUGGAUUACUAGAUUUUGAUGCACGCUUCACACCGAUGAACAUCGUCGGCCUGGACUCUUUCGUCGGUCGGCUACAGGUGGACCUGUCCAACCUACGGUUCCCCUUCGAGUUCCGCUUCUCCGAGCUGAGCGCCCACGGUUUCUACGACGCCAACGGACGUCUGUGGGGUCUGAUUCCCAUCUUUGGCAUCGGUGACUUCUCAGUCCGCCCGCGGGACAUCUUGGCGACUGGUUUCGCCCAGAUCACUGACAACGGCCAGGGUUUCCUGAUGCUGUCCGACUUCUCUAUCAGCCUGCAGAUCGACUCGCUCGAGAGCAACAUCCAGGGCCUGCUACUUGGCGGUGAGUUGUCCGAUCUGCUGAACGCCGUCAUCCAGGAUAUUGUCCCGUCGGUGCUGCGUAACUUCCCCGAUGGCAUGACGAACCUGCUGAACGCACUGGUCGUCCCUAUCGCGAACCGCUUCCUGGCCACGCGCACGAUGGAGGAUCUGAUGGGAUUGCUGUUCCCAUAA
This is a messenger RNA of Anopheles coustani, 720 nucleotides long. RefSeq lists its product as uncharacterized. The transcript has 3 exons. The record is from RefSeq and is a predicted model, not a curated record. Lineage: Eukaryota; Metazoa; Arthropoda; Insecta; Diptera; Culicidae. The coding region runs from base 1 to 720 and encodes 239 amino acids.